AUGUCUGUGCAGGGGCCCAAAGACUCAGGCGUACCGCCAGGCGUACGGGGCGGUUCUUGGACGCCUCCUUUGAAAUUGCAGAAUAUCAGGAAAAACACAACUGGUGCCUUUGGUGACGAAUCACAGACGGGACGGUGUCGUCAGCGGUGGAGUUCUACACGGGCACGAAGAAGGCAUGGGGCCGCUCCCGCGGCACUGCUCCUCGGCCCCAGGAACCAGGCUCGAAAACCAUUGAAACGAAGAGUAGCACGCGAAAAUUCUACGGCAUUCCAGGGCCGUUGCCCGCAGAUAACGUUAGGAGCACACAAGCAAGGCCAUUCAUUUGUGUAUCGUCUGGGGCUGCUGUCACCCCACAACAGCGGAGCCGAGCAGUUGCGACAGAGACUUUGUGACCCGGAAAACCUAACACAUGCGAUCUCGGGCCCUUCACCCACAAAGUCAGCCGAUCCCGGGUGGGUCCCCGUUGCCCGCCCUGGAGCAGAGGCAGCCUCGUCCACAGCCAUUCACAACCCGCCUUCGGAGCCCCUCUCUGCUCUGGCCUUGGCCCUUCCUUGCGGCCCUGCACCCGUCUCCCUCGGGAGGCCCCUUGGGGCUCAGGCCCCUGCUGACUCAGGUUGGGAGGUAAGGGCUCCCCGACCCGUCCUCCCAGUGCUCUCGCCGCUCCCAGGGGCAGUCAGGCCCACAGACGGGGCAGGCGUGGGGCGGAGGGCACGGGCAGCUGAGCCCGUCCACAGGCCCCCAGAACCUGCAGGGGGGGGCCGGGGGCGCAAUAGGCCCGGGCGCCCGGCAGGCACAGCUCUGGAGGAAAGGCCUGGCGGCCACACAAAGGGGACUCUGUUCCGAUCCUGCCACAGCCGCUGGGCGCUGUCGAAGGUUUUGCUGCCAAUUCACGUGCCAGGCUGGCUGGGCUUUGCGCCCAGAGGAGGGUCCGUGUGGACCGGAACUCCGGGAAGCACCACCUGGGGUGGGGGCUGGGAGAAGAGCCGGCCGCUGCCCAGACAACGGGGGUGACAGCACGGGCCCGAAAGCGCACGCAAGGUGCACGUUCAGAGUGCGUGAACGUGCGCUCACAUAUGGAUGCGUCCUCCCCACGCACCGGGGUGUGCACACGGCCCGCGCGCGCACACACACACACACACACACACACACACACACACUCGUGCACACGUCUUUCAGAAGGUCAGCCCUGCCCCCUCAGCUACCUGCCCACCGCGGCCCUGGGGAGACUGAACACACGCCCUUUGUCCCUGGGGGGUGGGGGCAUUUGCAAGGCGGUGACCUCAGCCUGCCAGGAGCGGGACACGGGGACUUCUUUCAGCAGGGGUGGGAGGUUGCGUCCGAUCUCCCGGCCCUCUGGUGCGGGGCUGGGGGGCACCGCUCUGUGCCCGCAGCCUGAGGCACAGAGGACGAGAAGGCCUCACUGCCCGCUGAUGCCACGCUCCGAGCUGA
Messenger RNA from Felis catus (domestic cat), 1449 nucleotides. RefSeq names its product translation initiation factor IF-2-like. Bases 1 to 1011 code for a protein of 336 amino acids. The transcript is spliced from 2 exons. Lineage: Eukaryota; Metazoa; Chordata; Mammalia; Carnivora; Felidae. The record is from RefSeq and is a predicted model, not a curated record.